AGGACGCGGUGAAAAAAAAAAUUAAAAACAAAUAAAUAAAUAAGUAAAAUACACCCCCCUCCAUUUUCCCCGCUCCAACCCGCCGGCCUGCAGGAGCGGAUAAAGGGCAAUGCGAUUAUUCUUAUUUCUGCUCUUACUGCUGCUCCGUGAUUCGCGCGGGUAAGUGAUCCGAUCAAACCGAUCGAUAAGGUGAUCGGCUGGGGAUGGAGACGCCGCGCUGCCCGUGACUGGGGCACAAUCAGCAGGCAGGAGGGGGGGUCUGCGCGGGUCCGUAGGUGGGGCUGGGGCUGGUUUGGGUUUGGUUUGGUCUGUUCCUGCCUGGAAGAUGGCAGCUUAUUAAAAAUUAAUCUGAUACGCAUCGGCGCGACGAAGAGGAGAGGAGAGGAGUGAAGAGGAAGAGGAGGAGGAGGAGGAGAGGAGAGGAGGAAGAGGAGAGGAAGGAUGGACGACAGGCACUAAAGCCCCCAAAAGGGAGGAUACAGGAGCACGAGAAGCGUCGUCUGAACCGAGAGGGAAACUGAGUGGCUGACUCCGCCCACUCCACCUGGCCCUGCCCUUUUCCUACCUGCCACCAUGGCACUGUCACUAUGGCUACUGUGGAUGUUUGCUGCCUCGCUUAGCAACAUCGCCCCCUCUGAACAAGGUCUGAGCAGGGCGGCCAUGCCGUUUGGUCUGAUGCGAAGAGAGCUAGCGUGUGAAGGCUACCCCAUAGAACUCCGCUGCCCAGGAAGCGAUGUGAUCAUGAUCGAGACGGCCAACUAUGGCCGAACGGAUGACAAGAUCUGCGACGCAGACCCCUUUCAGAUGGAGAAUGUCCAGUGUUACCAACCAGAUGCCUUCAAGAUCAUGUCUCACAGGUGUAAUAACCGGACACAGUGCGUGGUCGUUGCAGGGGCCGACGUAUUUCCUGACCCCUGUCCAGGAACAUAUAAAUACCUGGAGAUCCAAUAUGAGUGUGUUCCAUACAAAGUGGACCAAAAAGUUUUCGUUUGUCCCGGCACUCUGGUGCGCGUGCUGGAUGUUAGUUCAAUGAAGGAGGCAGAGCAUCAGUCUGGAGCCUGGUGUAAAGACCCCCUGCAGGCUGGUGACCGCCUCUACGUGAUGCCCUGGACUCCUUACCGCACGGACAUGCUGUUCGAGUAUGCGUCCUGGGACGAUUACCGGCAGAACAGAGUCACCACCACCUACAAGCUGCCGAGUCGAGUGGACGGCACAGGUUUCGUGGUGUACGACGGCGCCGUGUUCUACAAUAAAGAGCGAACGCGCAACAUUGUGAAGUACGACCUGAGGACGCGCAUCAAGAGUGGAGAGGCCAUCAUCACCAACGCUAAUUACCACGACACCUCACCAUACCGCUGGGGGGGCAAAUCCGACAUCGACCUGGCCGUGGACGAACACGGCCUGUGGGUCAUUUAUGCCACAGAGGCCAACAACGGACGACUGGUGGUCAGCCAGGUGAACCCGUACACUCUUCGUUUCGAGGGUACGUGGCAGACCAGCUUUGAGAAGCGGAUGGCAUCAGACGCCUUUGUGGCGUGCGGAAUCCUGUACGCGGUGCGUUCGGUGUAUCAGGACGACGACAGCGAGGCCGGAGGGGACCUGAUCCUGUACGCCUACGACACGCGUCGUGACGCCGAGCGCCCUGUCCACAUUGCGUUCCCGAACCCGUACCAGCACAUCUCCUCCAUCAGCUACAACCCCAGAGACAACCAGCUGUACGUGUGGAACAACUACAAUGUCCUGAGAUACCAGCUGGAGUUCAGCCCCGCACAGCCCACCAACGACCCUCUCUCCACUCCUCUUCUCUCCUCCUCCCUCUCUCCUCUCUCCUCUACAGUGUUUCUGGGAUUCAGCCCCUCGCCCCCUCCCUCAGUGACCUACAACCCUGCAGGGGCGAUAAACCGCGCUCCGGCCGGUCGCCCCUUCACCGCCACCGUGCCGGUCACCGUGCGGCCACGGCGCACGCACACUCAAACUCCGCACACGCGCAUGUGCGAGGGGCGCGUCAGCAGAGGGGUUCAGUGGCCCCCCACACACCGAGGAGAGACAGUGGAGAGACCCUGCCCUAAAGGAUCGCUCGGCAUAGCCUCCUAUCAGUGUAUGGCUGAUGACGUGGUGUGGAACACCCGUGGUCCAGACCUCAGUAACUGUACUUCACCCUGGGUCAGCCAGGUCGCUCAGAAGAUAAAGAGUGGGGAGAAUGCAGCCCAUGUUGCUGCUGUGCUUGUCAAUCACACACGGGGGCGUGUCUAUGCUGGUGAUGUCACUUCCUCUGUGCGUCUGAUGGAGCAGCUCCUGGACAUCCUGGACUCACAGCUACAGGCUUUGCGGCCGGCCAGCAAAGACUCAGCCGCCCGCAACUACAACAAACUCCAGAAGAGAGAGAGAACCUGCAGAGCGUUCAUUCAGGCUUUGGUCCAGACGGUGGAUAACCUGCUGCGCUGGGAGGCUCUGGACUCGUGGCAGGACAUGAACGUAACGGAGCAGUCCCACACUGCCACCAUGGUGCUGGAUGUCAUGGAGAAGGCGUCCUUCCUGCUGGCCAACAACCUGUACGAGGGGCGCUUCAGUGACCGAGCGCCGAACGUGGAUCUGGAGGUGUACGUGCUGAACACAGAGAUGGGGAUCAGAGAUUUACACUUCCCUCACUCCUACGACAGCGACAGCACCAUCCACCUCUCGCCCGCCACCAUCAAACAGUACAGCCGCAACGGUCAGGUUAAGGUGGUCUUCGCUCUCUAUAAGAAUCUUGGCUCCUUCCUGUCUACCCAAAAUGCCACGGUGAAGACGGAGGCAGAGCUAAAGCCGGGGGGGCGGAACCUGGCGGUCAAUUCACAUGUAAUCUCUGCUUCCAUGAAUAAGGAGUCCAGUCGUGUGUUUCUGACCGAACCGGUCAUCUUUACUCUACGACACUUACAGUUGGAGAAUCACUUCAGUCCAAACUGUUCGUUCUGGAACUACUCUGAGCGCUCAAUGACCGGACAGUGGUCCUCUCAGGGCUGCAGGCUGAUAGACACCAACAACACACACACCACCUGCUCCUGCUCACACCUCACCAACUUCGCCCUGCUGAUGAACCACCAGCAGCCUGCAUAUCCGGGCGGAGUUCAGGGAUUAAUCCUCUUUGUAAUCACCUGGGUGGGUAUGGUCAUUUCUCUGGUUUGUUUGGCGCUGUGUAUUUCCACGUUCUGCUGUCUGAGGAGUCUCCAGAGUGACCGCACCACCAUCCACAAGAACCUGUGCCUCAGUCUCUUCAUCUCCCAGCUCCUCUUCCUCAUCGGCAUGGAGAGCAAAGACUACACUGUGGUGUGUCCGGUUCUGGCCGGUUUCCUCCAUUUCUUCCUGCUGUCCGCGUUCUGCUGGCUGUGUGUAGAAGCUGUGCAGCUGUACGUUCUGCUGGUGGAAGUGUUUGAGAGCGAGACGUCCCGCAGGAAGUAUUAUUACCUCUCUGCUUAUGGCUUCCCCCUGCUGGUGGUGGCCAUCUCCGCCGCCAUCGACUACAGGAGCUACGGCGGCAGCCCCAGAGCUUGCUGGCUCAGUGUGGAUAACUACUUCAUAUGGAUGUUUAUUGGUCCUGUCUCCCUCGUUAUCUUGCUGAACCUAGCUGUUCUGGUCAUCACCGUGCACAGGAUGAUCCGCCACUCCACCGUGCUUAAGCCCGACUCGAGUCGCUUCGACAACAUCAAGUGUUGGACAGUUAGUUCAGUCACUCUGCUGUUGUUGGUCACUUUAACGUGGAUUUUCGGCCUGCUCUUCAUUAAUGAGUACAGUGUGGUGAUGGCCUAUCUCUUCACUUCCUUCAACGCCCUGCACGGCCUUUUCAUCUUCAUCUUCCACUGCGCCCUGCAGAAGAAGGUUCAGAAGGAAUACGGUAAAUGCUUCCGUCAGUCAUCCUGCUGCGGCCACGCCUCCUCUUCUGGUUCCCACGGUUCCCUCAAGAGCUCCGCCCACCGUGGCAACAAUCGCUACUACAGCGGGGGCCAAUCCAGACACGCUCCCGCACACAGACAGAGUCGAAUCAGAAGGAUGUGGAACGACACGGUUCGCAGACAGACUGAGUCUUCCUUUAUGGCUGACCUCAAUAACACACCCACCCUCAAUAGAGGAACUAUGGGUAAUCACCUGCUGGCCAAUCCUGUGCUGCAGACUCGCUCUGGCUCCUCUCCCUAUAAUACACUUUUGGCAGAAACCUUCAACCCGUCUUCAACAGCAGUCUUCAACUCCACUGGUACCUUCAGAAACUCAAAGGGCACUCUGUCCCGUAGCCGUGAGUCGUGCGGAUUGGAGGGAGUUCGUCUAAACGGAAACUACAACAACAGCUACUCUGUCCACGGCGGGAGCUCCGACCUGCUGGGAGGCGUUCCUGUGGGUGCCGGGGGUGUUUCCGGAGAUGUUAGCCCCGCCCUCUUGACCCCCAGAGGGGCAGAGCCGCCAGGCAGCGGAUUGAGGAGGAACCUUUCGGAUGCAGCAGCGCUGGAGAAGAUGAUCAUCUCCGAGCUGGUCCAGAGCAACCUGCGCCCGGCCACUGACCGCUACGGAACGACCGCCGAAUCAGCAACAGAGCGACAGGACUAUGUUUCCUCAGCGAUGGGACACAGUCACAGGGAACCGCCUCAACGCCCACUGCCCCGCCCGCCGCCGCCUCCGCCGCAGGACGAGGACGAGCCGCUCUACAAGGCUUUGGAGAAGCCCCGCCUACCUGAUAAGCCACGCCUUCCUGAAAAACCCCGCCUUCCUGAGAAGCCACGCCUCCUGGAACACGCUCAGUCCGUGUUCUACCAGAGUGAGGAGGACUCCGAAAGCUUCUCGGCUGAAAUUACAGACAGUGUGGGUGGAGCCGGGCCUGACUCCGCCUCCCUGUACGCGAGGGACAGGGACUCGUCCUAUCCCGACAGCAGCCCAGAGGGUUUGGGGACAGAGCCUCGGUCGGCCCUGCCCCCAGACGAGCUUUACUUCAGCACGGGACGCCAUGCCCACGUCUCUGCCUUCUACCAGCCCCCGCCGCGACGGACCAAUGAGGAGGCUCGGCUGGGGCUGGAGCCCGCCCACGGAGAGGGUGAUGGACAGAUGCAGCUGGUGACGAGUCUGUGACUAGGGCGCUGGUGACCAGGACACGGAGAUCUGGGGGAGGAAGAGGAGGUGUGAUGUCGCCAUCAUCAUCAUCAACAUCAUCAUCAUCAACAUCAACUACUGUACUGCUGUACAGAUGGAAAGUUUUAUGAAAGAUCGUUAUUAUCUGGUGGUUUUGGUGAGCCUUCACCUUAAAUUACAUACUUACAAACUCAUAUCUGACUUAAAAGUCUCCAAAACUUGAUGUACGCCACAGUUCAACUCAAUCUGAGUCUUUUAAUAUGAUUAAAAAUACACAAAAGUGACUGCAGGGGCUAUUUUAAUGGAAUACAGACAAUAAAAACAAUACAUCCUGUUUUCUUUCUAUUCAAAAAUAGUCCAAGCAUUUAGUUUUAGUCAAAAAGCAUCAUGCAUACUUUAUUAAAUAUUAGAGUCAAUUACAAUCUAUUCUAUUCAAAUAUUCUACACAAGAUUGGUGCAGUUACAUUAUAUUUCAC
Messenger RNA from Colossoma macropomum (tambaqui), 5567 nucleotides. Its product is annotated as adhesion G protein-coupled receptor L1-like. Gene Ontology annotation, biological process: heterophilic cell-cell adhesion; adenylate cyclase-activating G protein-coupled receptor signaling pathway; cell surface receptor signaling pathway. The transcript is spliced from 27 exons. The coding region runs from base 574 to 5091 and encodes 1505 amino acids. The record is from RefSeq and is a predicted model, not a curated record. Gene Ontology annotation, cellular component: axon; presynaptic membrane; postsynaptic density. NCBI's taxonomy places the organism in Eukaryota, Metazoa, Chordata, Actinopteri, Characiformes, Serrasalmidae. Gene Ontology annotation, molecular function: G protein-coupled receptor activity; carbohydrate binding; latrotoxin receptor activity.